Messenger RNA from Oncorhynchus gorbuscha (pink salmon), 2941 nucleotides. RefSeq names its product ribosome-binding protein 1-like. The record is from RefSeq and is a predicted model, not a curated record. The transcript has 24 exons. The coding region runs from base 210 to 2894 and encodes 894 amino acids. Gene Ontology annotation, cellular component: endoplasmic reticulum membrane. Lineage: Eukaryota; Metazoa; Chordata; Actinopteri; Salmoniformes; Salmonidae.
CCUGGAGGCUGUCACCAAGGAGGUCCCUGUGAUGGCAGUGCCCCCCGGUGGGCUCCCAGAGGACUGCAGCCAAGGCUCAGGAGACCAAGGCACAUGACCUUUCCAAGAAGAAGGCAUCCUCCAAGAAGAAGACCGAGUCUGUGUUGGACUCUGGUUUGGAUUCCCCCCUGUUCCUGCCCUACAAGGCCCUGGUCUCGACCGUUAGCAGUAUGGUCUUCAGUCAGGGAGAGGCCCAGCGCCUCCUAGAGAUCCUCUCUGACAAGGCUGGCAUCAGACAAGACACCUGGCACGUGGCUACUCAGAAGGGCGACCCAGUGGCUGUGAUGAAGAAACAGUUGGAGGAGAAUCAGAAACAGCUCGCUACUCAGCAGGAGGAUGCCUCUGCAGCCAAAAACAGACUCCGGGAACUCAGCAGGGAGCUCUCUGCUGAGAAGUCCAAGGUGGCCAGUGUGGAGACCAGGCUGAGUUCCCAGCUCUCAUCCAGGGAGCAGGAGAUGAUCGCCCUCCAGGCUCGUAUGCAGGCCUCCUACCAGGACCACGUAGCCCAGACACAGAAACUCAACGCCAAGGUCCUCAGUCUUCAGGAGCAGUUGGAGUCUGGUCCCACGGCCCAGCUGGCUCGUCUGCAGCAGGAGAACUCUAUUCUCAGAGAUGCCCUGAACCAGGCCACAAGCCAGGCAGAGAGCAAACAGAAUGCAGAGCUGGCCAAGCUGAGACAGGAUUGUGCCAAACUGACCAAAGAGCUGGGGGAGAAGAGUGUGAGCCUUCAGACUGAUGAGGUCAUCAGGACUGGACUGGAGGCUAAGGUGUCUUCUGUAGAGAAACAAUUGUCUUCACUACAGGCCAGUCAUGCCGAGAGUGAACAGGAGCUGCAGAGGAGGCUGGAGGAGGUCAGUGAGGAGCUGAGGAGUUCUCAGAGGACCCUGGAGAAAGCCCAGCAGGAUGCUGCCACCCUUUCAGAUCUCCAGGUCCAUCUGGGCAGUGUAGAGGAUGAUCUGAAGGAACGUGGGGCCCAGCUGGAGGCCCUCACAGCCCAGCUGGAGCUGACUGAGCUGGAGAAGGGACAGCUGGAGGACCAGGUGGGAUCCAUUAAUGUACUUCUCAAGGCCAGCCAGAACAGAGACGAGAAUGAGGACUUGGAGAUGUGGAGUUGGUCUUUUCUCAACAACACCAAUCAUUUCUCUUCCAGUCUUCAAGACCGAGACGUUCAGCUGGCGUCACUCCAAGAGGAGCUGAAACAGCUCAAAGAAAUGAAACAGGAGGCAGCGAUGACUGCAGAGGUCAUUACAGCUGAGACUGAGCAGGCACCUAACAGUGAGGACAGAUGCCUGGUGGUGUCCCUUCAGGAAGAACUGAAACAGCUUAAAGAAGAGAUGGAACAACUACUAAACUCUCCCGUAGCGCCCCAAAGUUUUGCGCUAAAAUCGGCUAAUGUCUCAGGAGAGUCUGAUCAGCUACUCAAUGGUCUGGAGAAGAGUGAGAGCCAGGAAGUAACACUAGAAGAGGAAGAGAUUCAACUCAAAGAAGAAUCUGACCAGGCCCAGAGCAGCACCAUUCAGUCGCACAACACAGCAGAACUGGCCGCGCUACAAACCAGUCUGGCAGAGAGGGAAGCUAUGAUGAAAUCCCUACGAGAGGAGCUAAGGGAAGCCAGGGACGAAUCACAGAAGGUACAGGAGAUCCUCGCUCAGGUCCAGCAGAGCCAAGAGUCCCAGCCGAGCACAGAGCUGCCGGAGCUGUUGGAGAAACUGAAGGAGGCAGAGGAGAGCCACGGGACACUGCAGGCACAGUGUGACCAGUACAGGACAAUCCUGGCUGAAACCGAAGGAAUGCUGACGAACCUUCAGAAGUGUGUUGAGGGGGAGGAGCUGGUGUGGAAGUCCAAGAUGGCCGACUCUGAGGACCAGUUGAAGAAGGCCCUGGAACAAGUGCAUACUCUGGAGGAGACUGCAGAGAGCUUGAAGACAGGAAACCAAAGCAUAGAACAGCUGAAGGAGCAGGUGAUGCUUCUGGAAUCCCAGUUGGAGAAACAGUAUGAGACGGAGGAGGAAAUGGCACAGUUGAAGAAGCUGCUGUCAGAGUCUCAGAGCCAGCUGGAGUUGGCCCAGACGCAGGCCCAGACGCAGGCCCAGACGCAGGCCCAGACGCAGGCCCAGACGCAGGCCCAGACGCAGGCCCAGACGCAGGCCCAGACGCAGGCCCAGACGCAGGCCCAGACGCAGGCCCAGACGCAGGCCCAGACGCAGGCCCAGACGCAGGCCCAGACGCACAGGGAAGAGCUGGCUACGGUCAGAGGUCAGCUGAGUGAGGCGACGGAGCACGCUCAGAGCCAGAAGGCGGUCCCUGAGGCCGGGGCACAGAACGGACAAUCGGAGCCCGAGGUCCAGUCCCAGUUGAGUCAAACCACGGAGGAGUUUGAACAGGCUCAGAAGACUGUAGAACUCCAGGCUCAGAAGACUGUAGAACUCCAGGCUCAGAAGACUGUAGAACUCCAGGCUCAGAAGACUGUAGAACUCCAGGCUCAGAAGACUGUAGAACUCCAGGCUCAGAAGACUGUAGAACUCCAGGCUCAGAAGACUGUAGAACUCCAGGCUCAGAAGACUGUAGAACUCCAGGCUCAGAAGACUGUAGAACUCCAGGCUCAGAAGACUGUAGAACUCCAGGCUCAGAAGACUGUAGAACUCCAGGCUCAGAAGACUGUAGAACUCCAGGCUCAGAAGACUGUAGAACUCCAGGCUCAGAAGACUGUAGAACUCCAGGCUCAGAAGACUGUAGAACUCCAGGCUCAGCUGGACAUUCUGAAAGAGGCAGGAGACUCCCCACAGGCAGACACCGAGGACGUACCCCAGCUAAAGGAAGAGAGUUCAGGACUGAAGGAAGGAACAUCUGUGUAAGAGACUGAAGACGUGACACUUAAACAUGAUUAUCAUAGUUAUGCAUU